Messenger RNA from Saccostrea echinata, 821 nucleotides. RefSeq lists its product as uncharacterized. The coding region runs from base 1 to 441 and encodes 146 amino acids. The record is from RefSeq and is a predicted model, not a curated record. Lineage: Eukaryota; Metazoa; Mollusca; Bivalvia; Ostreida; Ostreidae. The transcript has 8 exons.
AUGGGGCAACUUUAUUUAACAAAUGGUACAAGUUAUUACCCUGGUAGAAGAAAUGAAAGAAGAGAAAGCUGUGAAAUAGAACCGAUCAUUGGAGGCACAACGGGAGGCUUUAUAUUUAUAAUUAUUCUGAUUCUUGGUGUUAUCACACUUCACAAAGUCAGGAAAGGAUGGAUAAAUAAAAGCAAUGGUGAUACUACUAGCAGACCACAUGCCGGCACAUACGUUGAUCAAACUUUAUCCAGUGAAGACCACCAUUAUCAAGGAUUUUCUACCAAUAUCAACAAAGAAACGGUGAACAAAGAGGCUUACGAAAAGAUUGAAGAACGCGACGAGGAAGUUAAAAGAUCUGAAUAUAUGGAGUUAACACCGCCAUGUUUACAAGAAGAACAAGACACAUUCAAAGCAAAGGAUACGGGUGGGAUGUACUCUAACAUUAAGUAGCAUGACUGAAGGAAAUUCAAACUUUUUAAAUAAUCUGAACAGUUUAUCGACAUAAAGAAUACAUGAACUACGGCAUACUUAUAAGGAAUGGUAAAUUACCUCAUCCAUAUACAAACCUCGUCAUCUUGAACUCGAAAAGGCCAAGAAAAAAAAUCGAGAUAUUAGAGGAUUCGAGAUAUCGAGGGUAAAAUUCUUAAAGAAUUAACUGUUGGGAUUUCCAAAUCACUUCGACAUAGCCAUGGUAUUCGAGAUAUUGGUGUUCGAGAUACCGAAGUUCAACUGUAUAUAUAUAUAUUUUUUAAAAAUUAUAAUAAGUUCCCCAUUCGAGCUCGGUAUUCAUUUUUCAACAAAAAAUCCUUGGAUGUUAACGUACAUUUGUA